This is a messenger RNA of Capsella rubella, 840 nucleotides long. Its product is annotated as universal stress protein YxiE. NCBI's taxonomy places the organism in Eukaryota, Viridiplantae, Streptophyta, Magnoliopsida, Brassicales, Brassicaceae. Bases 40 to 645 code for a protein of 201 amino acids. The transcript has 4 exons. The record is from RefSeq and is a predicted model, not a curated record.
AGUAAAAAAAAAAGACUAUUAAAAACGAAACAAAGAUCAAUGGCAGAAGAUCAAGGGGCGGCUACGGCGAUGGAAACAACAGCGGUGGAGAAGCAGCCAGAGGCUGAAGCUGCACCUAGUGUGCCUAAGACGAAGAGGAUGAUGGUUGCGAUCGAUGAGAGCGACUCGAGCUUCUACGCUCUCCAAUGGGUCAUUGAUCAUUUCUCUAACCUCUUAAUGACUACUGAGGCGGCUGAGGGGGACGGUGGAAUGCUCACGGUGGUUCAUGUCCAGUCACCUUUCCAUCACUUUGCUGCCUUUCCGGCUGGACCGGGCGGCGCCACAGCAGCAGUGUACGCAUCUUCGACAAUGAUAGAGUCAGUGAAAAAAGCACAACAAGAGACCUCUGCUGCACUUCUCUCUCGUGCUCUCCAAAUGUGCCGAGCCAAACAGAUACGAACUGAAACUCUAGUGCUCGAAGGGGAAGCCAAAGAGAUGAUUUGCGAGGCGGUGGAGCAGAUGCACGUUGAUCUUCUUGUUGUGGGUAGUCGUGGCCUUGGCAAGAUCAAAAGAGCGUUUAUUGGGAGCGUUAGCGAUUACUGCGCUCAUCACGCCAAUUGUCCCAUCCUUAUUGUCAAGCCACCCAAGGAGCUAAUGACUAAGUAACAUGCAACUACCUAUACGAGUUUUUGCUAUUAAUAUGUUUUUCAAAUAAAGUGUGUGUACUCGUUGUAAUAUACCAAUCCAAAAAAAAAACCAAUCCAAAAAAAAAAAAAUAGAGUGUCGUGGUACGAAAUUAAAGUGUACUAUGUCAAUGAAAAUAUGAAUCGAAUAAUGAAGCGAAGACUUGUUAGCCUGUUA